Molecule: messenger RNA, 2042 nt
Organism: Sphaeroforma arctica JP610
Lineage: Eukaryota; Ichthyosporea; Ichthyophonida
Exons: 13
Coding region: 82-2001 (639 amino acids)
Molecular function (GO): asparagine synthase (glutamine-hydrolyzing) activity
Source: RefSeq, a predicted model, not a curated record
GUCACGUAGAUAGAUAAAUCCCAACACUUUUGUUGACAGGGCUGGCUUGUAACAGUAUCGCCAACAAGUACUGUGAGGAUUAUGUGUGGCAUCGGAAUAUUGAUAUGCGGCGCAAAUAGUCCCUCAGUUCAGUCCGAUACCGAACUCCUACUGAAACCACUACGUCGAAGAGGUCCUUAUGCUACUCAUACAGACAGUCGACAGCUGACAAACGAGCGAGUGGUCAUAUUUUGUGGUUGUGUAUUACACAUCCGAGGGCAAUUAACCCCCCAGCCUGUUUCAGAUGCCAAUGGAAAAAAUCUCUUCUUGUGGAAUGGCGAGAUCUUUGGAGGAUCAUGCGUGCCGCCGCAAACAGAGAACGAUACGCAAUUCUUGAUGGACGCUAUCGAACGCAGUGGCGAUCUUGUGGGUACUUUGAAGCAUGUGGAAGGUCCUUUCAGCUUUGUUUAUUGGGAUGAUGCUAAGCAGAAACUUUGGAUUGGCAGAGACUGCUUUGGAAGAAGGAGUCUCAUAGCACGCUUAUGUAUUGAUGGGAGAGGUAAAACGACUCUCCAGUUAACAUCAGUCACGGACGAAAUCUCUCCGGUUGAAGACGCAAGCGAGGAAUCCAAUACCGAUAUCAAGAAGGCACGCGCACACACAUACGCUCCAAACGUAAUUCAAAAUAGCGGUACUACAGGGAACACUCUGAAACUCACAUCCGAGUGGUCAGAGAUUCCCGCGGACGGUGUUUAUUGUCUGGACACGAAGAAAUCAGAUUUUUUGUUCGAAGGUACAUCCUGGAAAUCGAUGGGUGUGGCGCCAGCAUCCGACUAUAAUAUGACACUUCCGACCGCAGAAGACCUUAUUCCAGUUGACACUCCACAUGAUCAAUUGAUGUCUAAUUGGAACACACAGGUAGCUCAAGAGACGCCAAGGUUUAUCGAGUAUAUGUCUGAAGCGGUGCGUAGGAGAGUAGUAUCCGUUCCUGACGAUGAACCGAACAUCAUGAUCCUCUUUAGUGGGGGUGUAGACUCGAUGUUGAUGGCAUACUUGGCCGACAGGCAUAUACCCAAAAGUCGUUUCAUCGACUUGGUGAAUGUCGCUUUCGAGAACCCGAGAACUAAUACAGUAAAUAAUAAAAAAGGGCUUUACGAUGUUCCCGAUCGGUUAACGGGCCGACAAGGUUAUCAAGAGUUGGUUGCAGCUUGUCCUGAUCGCAACUGGCAAUUUGUGGAGGUGGAUGUACCAAUUGAGACGUUAGAAAGUUCGCAACCGCAUAUCAAGGGCCUGUUGCACCCCUUACAGACUGUCAUCGACACCAGUAUUGGUAGUGCGAUGUGGCACGCAACCAAGGCAAACGGGAGGUCAAAGCAGCAGCCUUACACGCCAUCCUCACGUGUGGUGUUGGUAGGCGUAGGCGCGGAUGAGCAGCUGGGGGGCUACAGUAGACACCGAACACGUUUCGAGGUAGACCCAGCCAUCCAGAGGAUACCGAAAGUACAGAAGCCUAGCUCAAAGAAUGCCAUGAAAAGAAAACUCGACAAUACCGAUCAGUCGUCUCCAUCUGCUACAAAUCCCAGCAGCACUGUGGACACCGAUAAGUCUCUCGAAGAUAUAUGUCAGGAUGAAAAUAAAGUACAACCUAAAUCACGUGAGACGAUAUCUGCGAGUGCUGGAUGGCAACGUAUGCUUUUAGAGAUGAGGAUGGAUGUGGAUCGCAUUUGGACUCGGAAUUUGGGACGAGAUGAUCGCAUCAUCUCCGAUCAUGGGAGGGAGGCUCGCUUCCCCUUUCUAGACGAACAGCUGGUGUCGUAUCUCGCUAAGCUUCCUAUCUGGAUCAAAACAGACCCUCGCUUUCCUCGAGGCCAAGGCGAGAAGAUAUUGUUGCGCAUGGCACUGAAACAAUUAGGGAUGGAUGUGUCUGCCACUGAACCUAAACGUGCCAUACAAUUCGGCACCCGAGUAGCUCGGAAUAAAGAAGGGCAACGAAGGGAAAAAGGCUCUGACAUAAUCAAAUAAAUUAUCCUAAUCUACCUGGUGUGUGCAAUUAAAGCCUCCGC